GUGUCGGCGCUGGCGAGUGCAGGGGGUGCUGAGAACCUGAUCGUGCUGGAGGGGGCGAAGCAGCGGGUGCCCCACGGCCCUGGCGCCCUGCGCCGCGCCGGCACCACCUUCGGGCCCCUGCACAAGAGCCGCCUGGGCGAGCACGAGUUCGAGGCCCUCAUGAGGAUGUUGGACAACCUGGGGUACCGCACAGGCUACACGUACCGCUACCCCUUCGUGCAGGAGAAGAGCAAGCCCAAGAGCGACGUGCUCAUCCCGGCCACCGUGACGGCCUUCGUGUUCGAGGAGGAGCCCGCCGGGACCCCCGCGCUGCGCCAGCACGCCCAGAAGCAGCAGAAGGAGAAGACGAGGUGGCUCAACACCCCCAACACCUACACCAGGGUCAGCCUGGCCGAGGAGCCGCAGGGCAGCGCCGGCGGCCAGAGGACAAAGACCACGUGGCUGCGAGCGGACGAGGUGGAGAAGGGCAGCAGUGGGACCCCCAUUCGCAUCGAGAACCCAAACCAGUUCGUGCCCCUCUACACAGACCCGCAGGAGGUGCUGGAGAUGCGCAACAAGAUUCGGGAGCAAAACCGCCAAGAUGUGAAGUCGGCCGGGCCCCAGUCACAGCUGCUGGCCAGUGUCAUCGCCGAGAGCAGCCGCAGCCCCUCCACCGAGAGCCACCUGGGGGAUGCGGAGGCCAAGGAGGGCUCCCGGGAAGAGGCUCCCCCCGAGCCGGAGCCCCCCAACCCCUUCAGCCAACUCACGGACCAGGAGCUGGAGGAGUACAGGCAGGAAGUGGAGAGGAAGAAGCGGCUGCAGGGUGAGAAGGACGCAGCGGCCGAGGAGAGCGAGGCCCCCCCGCCCAAAGCACCCCCCGGCUCCGCCCCGGAGCCCCCGGUGCCUGCGGAGCCCACGGAGGGUGACAAGAAGGUGGAUGGCGGCCAAGCCCCGGCCGAUUCCACCACCAAGAAGGAGCCGCCGGCAGUGGUGAACGGGAAGGACGAGGAGCAAAGCACCGAGGAAAACCUGGGAAAAGGGGGGACGGAGCGGACAGCCCCCAACGCCGACCAGGAUGUCCCCAAGGAGAAGGAGACGGUGACCAGCACCCCCGUCUCCCCCGACGGUUCACCCUCCAAAUCACCCUCCAAGAAGAAGAAGAAAUUCCGGACCCCGUCUUUCCUGAAAAAAGGCAAAAAGAAGGAAAAGAUCGAAUCUUGAGUCUCCCCGGAGGCCUCGCUGGCGGUGGUGGCCAUCCCUGGGAUCCCCCAGGGUGGGGGGACGGCUCCUGCCUCGUGCGUCUGGCCGAGGCCCAGCCCCAAACCCCCGGAAUCCGGCUGUUUUCCGGGUCCUCCUGGCACGAGGCACCUCGUCCCCCUUGUCACCCGCUCCCGGAGGCGGUCACCGAGCUUAGAGAGACUGUGGUCCCCACCUGGGGAAAUUCCCGCUGCACCUCCCUCCCCCUCUCCCUCCUGGGCUCCGGCCCCUUCCCACCAUGGGCCGAGAGUUGGAUUUUCCCACCAGAGCCCGGAUCCGCUUGAUUUGAGGAAGAAAAGGGUGUUCUGUGGUUAUUAUCUUCACCUUCUGUUUCAAGCUCUGCUGGAAUGGCGUUGGCUUCAUCCCCAGGGAAAACUGCCUGUUGCUUCACCAGGAGAAUGGGGCCGAGAUGAAGGCGGGGGAUUGCUCUUCCCAAAGGAGAAGCCAAGGUUUCUCCUUCCUGGAUUGUAAUCUUCCUCUCCUUGGGCUGAAGAACCGCUUCCUCCCCUUCUCCUGGUGCUCCCAUCCCGUGUCCGCCCCCCCCCCCGAGGAAGAGCAGCAGGAUUUCCCACCACUGGAAAAGCCCCCACCUCACCGCACGACCCGCACCCAGGAAAGUAGGGAAAAAUCACCUCCGGGAAUCGUCUGUGUUACUUAAAACUGAGCAAAACUCA
This is a messenger RNA of Neopelma chrysocephalum (saffron-crested tyrant-manakin), 1910 nucleotides long. RefSeq names its product beta-adducin-like. The record is from RefSeq and is a predicted model, not a curated record. Gene Ontology annotation, molecular function: actin filament binding. Gene Ontology annotation, biological process: barbed-end actin filament capping. The transcript is spliced from 7 exons. Lineage: Eukaryota; Metazoa; Chordata; Aves; Passeriformes; Pipridae. Gene Ontology annotation, cellular component: cytoskeleton; postsynaptic density; plasma membrane. The annotation marks the transcript as partial.